AUGGACAAGGCUAAAGGAUCUGUGGGAAGCCCACGAUAUGGCCCGGAAUAUAAAGAAAGGGUCGAAGUCCUAGCUCGCGAAGCAUCCGAAAUAUUCAACGAGGCCGAAGCAGUGGUGGUGCCCUUUGAGCAUGCGUCGAACGCGCGGAAAUGGAAAAUUAUGCUUGAGAGGGGCCGCUUUAUAUCUCGGAAUGCGAAGGUUCAGAAGUAUCAAGAUGAUAUCAUUCGAGUAAGGGUCUAG
This is a messenger RNA of Penicillium cosmopolitanum, 240 nucleotides long. RefSeq lists its product as uncharacterized. Bases 1 to 240 code for a protein of 79 amino acids. The transcript has 2 exons. NCBI's taxonomy places the organism in Eukaryota, Fungi, Ascomycota, Eurotiomycetes, Eurotiales, Aspergillaceae. The record is from RefSeq and is a predicted model, not a curated record.